GCACAGCGAAGAAAUCAACAUGGAACGAAGGCGCGGCGUUGUAAAUAUUUUCCAUAUUUUGUGGGUAUGCUGUGUCAUAUCCAUGACAGAAAUUCAUUACUCGAAUGCUUCAUUUACUGGAGUAACGCAAAAGAUUUUAGGAGGGCCACUGGAUGGACUUAUCGGAGUAUUCGGAGACUUCAAUAUGGACAAGAAGACUGACGUUUUCGCCAUUACUGACAAUGGUCAUAAAAUUGAGUUAUACAUGAAGGAUGGUAAUAGUUCCUAUCUGUUACAUAUUCAACAGUCUGCAACUAUAAGCAGGACAGAGGAUACAAUCACUAGCGUGGCAUCGGGAGACUUUGAUGGAGACUUUCAGAUAGAUGUGCUGAUAACUACCAAGCCUAAUUCAGAUCCACUCAGUGUGAAUGUACCCACCAAGGCUUUUGUCUAUUGGGGCAAUAUAACAGCUAUGGAGUAUGGUCCUCCCUCAUUGGUAACAGAUCAGUUAUCAGAUCAGCCUUUAGUCAUGGAUUGUGAUGGUGACAUGAUUCCAGAUAUCUUUGGAGCAGACAUGACAGGAAAGAAGAUGUUCUGGAAGACAAUGAUAAACGACUCUAGGAAAUUUGUUGAGGAGCCUCUCCUUGGCCGUGAAAGUCAGCACUUGGUGGUGCCUAACUCUAACGCCUUCUUGGACCUGACCGGUAACUUUGCUGCUGACCUUUUCAUGGUGACCUCAUCCAAUGGGUCAUCUGAUGUGACCUUUGAGAUCUGGUCCUACAUGGCAGGCACGGAUGAUGAACUGAACACAUGGCAGUUCAACAAGGGUUACUCUCCUCCUACUAAACCACAGAUUGCACAUCUAGGAGUGUCUACCUUUGCAGACAUGAAUGCUGAUUCCUUUCUGGAUCACAUUCUACCAGUAUGCUUCAAUGAUAACUGCACAAAGGGAGCCAUCUAUGUUAAAUUCUUGGGACCUAUGGAUUCACCAUGGACACCCAUGUUUAACCUUACCCAGUUGGAUUAUGAUAAGAAGACUUGGGGGUUUGUGCCACCGUCAGAACACCUGACAGACUUCACUGUACUACCCUUGGUAGCAAGGACAGGUGACUUCAACCUGGACACUUUCAAUGAUGUCCUUGUUCUGGUUCAGUCCGGUGUUAAAGGAUCCUUCCAGAGACGGAUUGUGCUGCUGGAGAAUGUGGGUGACAGCCUGCAGCCUGCUUGGGUCACAGACCCAACUAACGACAUCAUAUCCCCAGUACUAGCUACAUUCAUUGACAUACAACGUACAGGCCAGCUGGACAUCAUUAUCGUCAAUCAAACCUCUGGAGGGAACCAGCAUGAUUAUGAUAUCUAUCUCAUGGAUAACAUAUUGGCCAUUGACGCUUACUUUGUACAGAUGGAGAUUCUGAGUGGACUCUGCAAGACAAACUGCCCCUUAAGCUCCAGCAUACCAUAUGGGGUAGCCCAGCCAGGUCCUGUGGUCAGGUAUGAGACUACUAGCUCUAUAGGCCAACCUCAGAUGACUGGAGGUUCCCAGCUCUCCCAGUCUGCUUACUUCUCCCUGCAGCUCCCCUAUGUCCUACUAGGACUGGGACAGAAUCCUAACUUUGUAGACACUCUUAUGGUUGGUGUUCCUGGCCCAACACAAGAAGGAACACAGAACAAGAGGGUACAUGAAUGGACAUCUGUUAUACCCAACUCACAGCUGAUCGUCAUCCCGGAUCCUUUGGACAAACCUAACGAUUGGAUAAGCAAGAUUCUAAUCAUCCCUGGCCAAUCUGUUCUCUUGACUGGUAUUAUCUUGAUCUGUACUUGUGUUGUUUUGACAUUAACAGCAGCAUUUCUUCAUCUCAAAGAGAGGAAAGAUGAUGAAAAGGAGAAGAGACAAGAAGCCCAUCGAUUUCACUUUGAUGCCAUGUGAUCUUCACACCUUUCAAAGCUUGCUCUUAUUUAUUAUAGUACAGUAUUCCUUGCUCGAUUGAACUACAUGAAUUCUAAUUAACUCUGAUACACUGCACAGCUGUCUUUCUGUAACAAGCAUUGUGAAAUUAGAUAUGGUGCUUUGAUACAUCCCUUACAAUCAGCAUGGGAAAUAUAUGAUGGCUCGUACCUCUCUACCCACAAUUUCUUCAUGAAAGAAAAUGAAAAUAAAUUGAAGGUCAGUGACAUUGUCACAAAUAUAAUUAAUAAAAUUUGAGGACUAAAUAAAACGGGAUUGUAAGCCAUGAAGUGUAUAUUGGGAAUAAGUCAAAUGUUGCCAUUGAUUGGCAAAAGUAUUUUCAUUCUUUUGCUGGUAGUAACUAAUGCAGUCAGAAAAUCAACCUUGUAUUAUUAACUGCAAUAUCUAAUGAAUAGAUAUCCAUUUCAGAAUGAUCCAUGCUAUAUUCCAAAAAUAUAUUUAGCAUAAAAAUAUCUCUGUACUGGCUGUGGUUCUGGAACAUGUUAAGCACUGCUUUUACACAUUUUUCACAGGUACAGUGUCUGUAGAUAUAUAUAACACAUGAUGUAGUUUCCCACAUCCCAGCAAGCGAAUCAUUAGAAUAUACAUUUGUGGUAGAAGAGAAAUGUUGUUGAUUGCUUAUCGAUUUCAUUUAUAACUUACUUGAUAGAGCAUCCAUGAUUUUAAAGCAUGUUAAAGAAACAGCCAAUACUUAGCAAUGAUUCUCAUCUUGCCAUUGCAAUUGGUUUUCCAAGAAUCUGACAUCUUUUAUAGAUAUACAUGAAAAAGGGAAAGCAUUCUUCACAUAUCCUUAAAUUUGUAUUCAUUCAUUUGAUACAUGUACAUCAAUUUUAUAAUUUCAAAUCAGUAUUUCUUAACUUUAGCAAGUUUGGGUUAUACCGUAAUCCUCUGUCUUACUUUGAAUCCAUGUAAAUUUCAGGACCACGUCCUAUAAACUUGCCAUUAAAUCAAACUGAUUUUUAACAAAUGCUAACACAACACUCCUGCAAAUACUAUACUGCAUAUGAAGUUGUAAGUUUGCAACUCUACACUCGAUUGUAGUUCUUGAAAUCAAUGUGUAUCAAUGACAACUCUCUAUAAGACAGUGCCCAUGUCAUUAAUGAUGAUAGCCUGUAGGUCAAAUGAAUUAAUUUCUUUCUAAGAUCCUCCUGAUACUAGUUAGAGAUAGCUGUAGAAAAUUGCUAAACUAAAAUUCAAGGAGAGAAAAUUGAUGUCUUCCAUAUGUGCAAAUGCUUUUAUAUUAUAUGGUGAAUAUGCGUAGAGCAUGUAGUGUAUAUUAUAUUUUGAUACUACAUGUAUAUUCAUUUCUUUCUCUAUAUGUUUUGUACAUGCAUGCACAUAUUUACACAACGGUACUGAAAGUAAUAUAUCUUUUAUUCUAAAUGUGCAGUCAUAGAAAUUUAAGUAAAGAGAUACUAUUCAGCUCUUGACUGUAUAGCAUGUAUGUUGUGUAUGUUUUGAUAUGUUACAUGCCACAUUUGUAAGCUACUUGUAGAUUUCAAAGAAAAGUGCAAUGUUUUAAUUUAUGGGAUACAUUCCUUCUUUUCAUGUAUUUUGUCAAAUGCUUGUAUAUGUCUAAUGUGAUUUUAUAUAUAGUUGUGGGUUAAAUUAAUGAUUAGUCAUACAUGUUUAAUAUUUAGUAAAUUUAUAUAUGGUUGGUAUAUGUUUAUGUGACUAAUUACCUAAAGCAUGAGGUAUAAAAUACGAAGGGCAAUGUGAUAUUCAUGCAAUAUAAAAGAAAGCGGGACAGGAUAGAUACAUUAACAAUACAGAAUUCCUUAAUCUCAUACUACUCAUGGUACAGAAGGCUAGAUAAUUGUACGAUCAUACACUGGAACCUCAGUUUACUAAAAGGAUAACUGAAGCAAAAACCUCACAACCAGUCCUUUUAGGCAGGUUUGGAACACACACUAGACCACAAUCUCACCUGUAUUCAUUAUUUUCAGAAUAUAAUUUGCUACGAUGCCCAGAUGGGAAUGGUGUUUACCUCUCUGGUUAGUUUUUGUAGAAUGCAUUUAUGUGAAAAUUGUAUGGAGUACAGUUUUCAGUCAAAAUAGGUGCAUUUCAAAGUAGGCAAUAAUUCUGUAGAAUCAAAGGGGAGGGGGGGGGGGUGGAUGCAUACAAAGGUGAAUUUAUAUGUAUGGAGGACUUCUAGAAUGCAAGUAUGUCUGAAUGUUUGGUACUGUCCAUAUCCUGAUGGUUUUGUAUGUAGGGAUUUUUCACAUUAAUGCUAUGACGCGUGAUGAAAAAUUGUCACAUUGAUGUAUACGAAAUAAAUGAAUUCAUCUUUAGCUCAUGUCAAAACAA
Messenger RNA from Strongylocentrotus purpuratus (purple sea urchin), 4252 nucleotides. It is a transcript of the gene itfg1, whose product is annotated as T-cell immunomodulatory protein. The record is from RefSeq and is a predicted model, not a curated record. NCBI's taxonomy places the organism in Eukaryota, Metazoa, Echinodermata, Echinoidea, Camarodonta, Strongylocentrotidae. The coding region runs from base 20 to 1906 and encodes 628 amino acids. The transcript is spliced from 16 exons. Gene Ontology annotation, cellular component: plasma membrane.